This is a messenger RNA of Sardina pilchardus (European sardine), 2767 nucleotides long. It is a transcript of the gene slc1a3a, whose product is annotated as solute carrier family 1 member 3a. Gene Ontology annotation, molecular function: glutamate:sodium symporter activity; neutral L-amino acid transmembrane transporter activity; L-glutamate transmembrane transporter activity. The transcript has 10 exons. Gene Ontology annotation, biological process: L-aspartate import across plasma membrane; D-aspartate import across plasma membrane; L-glutamate import across plasma membrane. NCBI's taxonomy places the organism in Eukaryota, Metazoa, Chordata, Actinopteri, Clupeiformes, Clupeidae. Gene Ontology annotation, cellular component: plasma membrane. Bases 204 to 1790 code for a protein of 528 amino acids. The record is from RefSeq and is a predicted model, not a curated record.
CUCCUCUGGAGUUAGCGCCUCACUUACUCUCUCUUACACACACACACACACACACACACACACAUAGCUGCUCAGGACUGAUAUUGCUCAAGAUAUUCCGUUUCAUUCUUCAACCAAGACCGAGAAAAGUCUCCGAGGGGAAGAGGAAUCCAUCUCCAUAAGAGAGAAAAAAGAACAGCGACAGGUCUCUGGCAUCUGCAAGCAUGACUCAGAGUAACGGGGAGAACCCGCUACCGAGGAAUCGGGUGCAGCAAAUCCGACAGGGUAUACAGAGCCGCACACUGAAGGCCAGGAAGAAAGUGCAAAAUAUCUCCAAGGAGGACGUGAAGGGCUUUUUCACCAGAAAUGCCUUUGUCCUUCUCACCAUUGCAGCAGUCAUUUUAGGGAUCAUAUUGGGCUUUGCAUUGCGUCCUUAUAAGAUGUCGUACCGGGACGUGCAGUAUUUCUCUUUUCCUGGCGAGCUGCUCAUGCGAAUGCUGCAGAUGCUGGUGCUCCCACUCCUGGUCUCCAGUUUGAUUACAGGGAUGGCUGCUCUGGACAGCCGAGCAUCUGGCAAGAUGGGAUUGCGCGCAGUGGUUUACUACACCACCACCACUGUCAUCGCUGUCUUCAUUGGCAUCGUCAUGGUCCUCAUUAUCCACCCGGGCAAAGGUGGCAAAGAUGAAUUCAUCACGCAAGAAAAGAUCGAGCAAGUCAGCCCGGCCGACGCCUUCCUGGACCUCAUCAGAAACAUGUUCCCCCCGAAUAUUGUGCAAGCAUGCACACAUCAGUUCAAGACCACAUAUGGAAAGCGAGUGGUGCACAUGAGGAUCACAGUAAAUGACUCCAUUUUCAACCUGACUAAUGGCUCUCACGUAAUCACUCGGGAGGAGGUGAUCCCCGUCCUUGGGACAGUGAACAGCAUCAAUGCCCUGGGCCUGGUGGUAUUCUCCAUGUGUUUUGGCCUCAUCAUUGGGAACAUGAAGGAGCAAGGACAGCCUCUAAAAGACUUCUUCGACUGCCUCAACGAGGCCAUCAUGAGGCUGGUAGCCAUCAUUAUGUGGUAUGCCCCAGUGGGUAUCAUGUUCUUGAUAGCUGGGAAGAUUGUGGAGAUGGACGACAUCACCCAGAUGGGCAGUCAGUUGGCCAUGUACACGGUGACAGUCAUCGUUGGCCUGCUUAUUCACGCCAUCGUGGUGCUGCCCACGCUCUACUUCCUUGUCACGCGGAAGAACCCCUUCGUGUUCAUCGGCGGUCUGCUGCAGGCUCUCGUCACGGCCGUCGGCACGUCGUCCAGUUCUGCCACACUGCCUAUCACGUUCAAGUGUCUUGAAGAGAACAACAAGGUUGACAAGCGGGUGACGCGCUUCGUGCUGCCAGUGGGCGCCACCAUCAACAUGGACGGCACAGCUUUAUACGAGGCUCUGGCUGCCAUCUUCAUUGCCCAGGUCAACAAUAUGGAUUUGAACUUUGGCCAGAUUCUCACCAUCAGCAUCACAGCCACAGCCGCCAGCAUUGGUGCAGCUGGAAUCCCUCAGGCUGGUUUGGUCACCAUGGUGAUUGUGCUGACCUCUGUAGGACUACCCACUGAUGACAUCACCCUGAUCAUCGCUGUGGACUGGUUUCUUGACCGACUCCGGACCACCACUAACGUGCUUGGAGACUCCAUCGGAGCAGGCAUUGUGGAGCACCUAUCCCGACACGAGUUGGAAAAGAAGGAUGCGGAGAUGGGCAACUCAGUGUUGGAGGAGAGUAACAAGCUCAUCCCUGACUAUGACAACAAGACACCUGAUAGUGAAACCAAUAUGUAGAGCGGCUUCAUGCAGUUGUGGGUGUCAUUUUUGUACAGAAAAGGAGAAUAAUGGUGUACAAAUCUGGGAUGUUUCCCUAAUGGUCUGAGUAAUAAUGGAACCUGACUUUUCAAGUCGAGGAUAAAGACAAAGCUGAAGUUUGAGCUAGUGUCAACCAAAACAGGCCCAGCCCUGUGUACAGUUUUUAAUCAUUCGAUCAUGGAUAUUUUUUUUGAAUGUUCAAUUAGAUAUUUUUCCAGAAUUAUAAGCACAAAUGCUGUGAUGGUAGCUUUACAUUCUGUGUUUUUUGUAAGCUUGUUCUUCUGUGGGUCUGUUUUACAUUUUUUUUUCUAUUGUCAACUGGAAACAUUAUUAGGGAGUAACUGCAACUGUUAGGUCAGUGUCAAAUAUGCACUCUGGGCAGCAUAUUUAGAGUGCUGCAACCACGGGGAAUAGAACAGUUAAUACCAAAUUGCCAAAUUACAACAAUUGUUUUUACAUAGAUUUAAUCUGUACAAUUAGUUAGUUAAGUUAGCCUAGGGGAAAACUGUUCAAACUCUUAGGGUUAUAAUGCUGUGAUAGAAUUGUGUGAGUAUAACAUAUAAAUAAAACAGAUUUUGAGAAGCAGUGAAUUUUUUAAAAGGGCAAAGAAGGCACAACACCAAACCGGAUAUUUCUGAUGUCAAGCUGCAUAGAUUCCAUACCAUGUUGAGGCAUCUAAGACAGCUUAAAUACAUGUGACUGUAUGAGACUUGUCAAUGAUGGCUUUUUGCAUUUAUUCUAGGAAGCUAACAAACUGUUUCUGUUAAAUGUGAUUACCUGUAGGUACUGAGUAAGGGAGAGAGAAAAGAUGUCGACAUUUGCUUUCCACUUACAAUAACCCUGAUGUGAACCACAGUGGUUCGGAUGAUUUAAAGUCUACCUGUAUGCCUCUUUCACAUUUGGUGAAGAGGUGUUUUUGAAAUUGUACAGCAAAUAAAAGCCCCUCUUUUACAGUU